Molecule: messenger RNA, 972 nt
Organism: Baudoinia panamericana UAMH 10762
Lineage: Eukaryota; Fungi; Ascomycota; Dothideomycetes; Mycosphaerellales; Teratosphaeriaceae
Exons: 2
Coding region: 161-655 (164 amino acids)
Source: RefSeq, a predicted model, not a curated record
GAAGACGGUGGAGGGCAAAUGUACAAAUUAUACUUCGUCACAGCAUAUCCACGCUUGCGUGACUGGGGAUGCUGCAAGGCUGACAUCUUAUUGGACGACUAACGUUCCAUCCUAAUACACUUGAAGCUUCAAUCCUUGUCGCCACGGCUACCUGAGGCGUAUGAGGUUCCACCACGUAAAUUCUACUGCACUGCAAUACUGCCACCAUAAUGCAAAGGCUACGCGGCGCCGCCAUCACGGGAGCACAACCAAGUGUAAGACCGCUGCGAGCAGAGCCGUGACUCUAAAGACCCUAGCACUGUGCAGGAUCAUAGUAGGCAGCGGCUCGCAAAAACCCCUUUGGCCUAUGGACAAGAUCUGGACACACCUGCCUUGUUUCGCUCCUCGUGGAAUCAUGGACACGGCGCCGCCACGUAUUUAUCAUGCUGAGACGUGGAGCGUCCAUGAUCGCCUUACCUUCUUACGAAUGAGCUUUUCGGUCCAUGCGUGCGACUGUGCAACACCUGAUGCCUCUGCAGCACGGAUAGCCAGUAAUGAAAUCCACGACAGCGGUUUGUUGCUUUCCAUUGGCCCAACACAGACGGUAUUGAGACGUGUGACAAGUAAAUUGGCAGUAUCAAUCCCGUGUGAUAACGGCGCCGUUUGGAGGCUUUGAAUGCCGAUGCCAAAAGUCGUGGUUCUUGUUUCUGACCCCCACACGGGUGGCGUCCCAAGAUCGGAACCGAGUAGUAGAUGCACGCUAGCCGGACCGGCAUGCAUGGCGCUAGAGACCGGUGAAGCGGCUAUCCUGGACAGAUGGGCUGGCUGCAACAGUAUCGCAGUGUCCCGAGACACGCUGAGAGCGCACCGACGUCACACGACAGACGGCUAAAGUCUCGUGGACUGUUGGUUGCCGAUAUGCAGCGGUUGAGGGUGUUGGCUGGCGACUGCAGGGUUGUCCUCGUCAAGGCGGCGUUCGGUGCAAAGUAUAGG